Rhinolophus ferrumequinum (greater horseshoe bat) is the source of this 1281-nucleotide messenger RNA. It is a transcript of the gene AZGP1, whose product is annotated as alpha-2-glycoprotein 1, zinc-binding. Gene Ontology annotation, biological process: immune response. The transcript is spliced from 4 exons. Lineage: Eukaryota; Metazoa; Chordata; Mammalia; Chiroptera; Rhinolophidae. The record is from RefSeq and is a predicted model, not a curated record. The coding region runs from base 113 to 1033 and encodes 306 amino acids. Gene Ontology annotation, cellular component: external side of plasma membrane.
GGCAGGGCUCAAAUGCCAGCCAUUACUUAGACUGCAUCUGGCUCUCUCUCCACAUAGUCAGCUCCAGGACCUGGGGAAGUCCAGUAGCUUCCAACCAGGUGCACUGAACACAAUGGUGCCUGUUCUGUUGUCCCUGCUGCUCUUUCUGUGUCCUGCAGUUGCCCAGGAGACCCAAGAAGGGCCUUACUCUCUGACCUUCCACUCCAUUGCGGUGUCCAGGCCCACAGAGGCCUCCCCCAGCUUUCAGGCCACUGGCUACCUCAAUGACCAGGCCUUCUUCCACUAUGAUAGUGAAAGCGGGAAGGCUGAACCCCUGGGCCCGUGGAGACAGGUGGAAGGGAUGGAGGACUGGGAGAAGGAGAGUAAAUAUCAGAAGGCCAGGGGGGACUUCAUCCUGAAGAACGUGGAAGACAUCAUGAGCUACUACAAGGACAAAGGGAAUCACACCAUACGGGAAAAGUUUGGUUGUGUGCUCCGGAAUAACAACUACUGUGGGUCAUUCUGGACGAUUGCCUACGAUGGACAGGACUACAUCAAGUUCAACACAGAAAUCCCAGCCUGGAUUCCACUGCAACCUGAAGCUCUGAAUACCAAGGUGAAAUGGGAGACAGAAGGUUCUGUGCAGCGGUCCAAGGCCUACCUGGAAGAUGAGUGCCCACAGAUGUUACGGAGGUACCUGCAAUACAGCAAGAUUCACCUGGACCGACAAGAUCCUCCCUCUGUGUCAAUCACCAGCCAGGUGGCGCCAGGAGACACCAGGACCCUCAAGUGCUUGGCCUACAACUUCUACCCACAACCAAUCAGUCUGUACUGGACUCGGGCCGGCAGUGUGGUGGAGGCUGAGUCAUGGGGAGAUGAUUUCAGUGAAAGUGACUCUUACCAGUCCUGGGUGGUGGUGAAGAUCCCCUCUGAAGACAGAGGCCCCUACACCUGCCAUGUUCAGCACAGCAGCCUGGCCCAGCCCCUCACUGUCCCGUGGAAAGAGAAGCAGGAAGCAAGGGGUGAAGGCUCCUCAGGGUCUCAAGACCAAUAGCCACCCUUUCUUUGAGACACGAGAGAGAUGAGCUCUAAAACCGCUGCCAAUGCCCUCAGCGAGGCCCAGGGUAGCAGUGAAGGGUACGGCUGGUGGAUUUGGAGACACAAGAUUUGAAUACUGGGCACUGAGCUGACUCACUGCCACAGCCCUUCAGAACCCGUUAUCUAAUCUAUAAAAUGUAAUCACUAGUCAACUAGCCUCCAUACAAAAUAAAUCAGAUUAUUAAACUGCUAAUGAUGUACAAA